AAAAUAUAUAGUUUUCGAAUUCGUUCGAGCGAUAAGCUCGUAUUGAAUCCAAUGAUUUUUAUGAAAACUUAUGGCAUCUAGUAAUGAAACUCCAAAAUAGAUGUGUUUUGAAAAAUUUCCAGUUCAGUUUUAGUAGUAUUUUCUUUUACAGAAUAAAAUGAGUGCAUAAUGUCUAGAGACGCCCUCCUCUGACUACCUUCAAGCUUGGCCGCCAUGUCUGAACCUGAAGUUGGACUGCGUCUUUGUAAUUCGUGUUGUGCUAUUCUGUAUUGUUUCAAAAAGACAGUGGUUUUAAUUUGUAUAAGACAAUGAAAGUAAUGGGACAUGAAUUAAUUGCGAACUCUUACUACAUGUGGAGUGUUUAACAUAUCUGAGCAAAUCGAUAAAAUUUGCUUUGGAAGGAGGUAUUCCGACUUCCCAACAUCGUAUUUUUAGUUCGGCCGCCAUAUUGGCGUUAAUAUCUUUUCGAGAGAUAAUUGCCAAAUUGGACCACGUUUGGCGCUCUCAACUUUACACCCUACCCUGCGCUGCAAGGUAGUUUAAUUGUUAGUCAAUGAAUGUGAUGACUUCUUUCUAGGUGCAACAGCACCGAAACAUUUAUAUUAUGAUAGAAUGGUUAAAAGUCAGAGGAUAUAGCUGAUGCCUCUUAGUAAGAAAUUGGAUGAACCUCUUGUUACAGUUGAGGUAGAUUGCUGACUCCAGCACGAUGCAACAGGCAGUAGAUCCUCUUGCAACCACCAGCACGCCUACUGUGGAGCCCGUCAAUGGCGCGCCUGCGGAGGAAACACCACGGCGGCAGGGGCGCAUGACUAAUCAGCUACAGUUUCUCCAAAAAAAUGUCAUGAAGGCAGUCUGGAAGCAUAAAUUAGCAUGGCCUUUUCACCAACCUGUGGAUGCCAAAAAGUUAAAUCUCCCAGACUACCACAAAAUAAUCAAGAAGCCUAUGGAUCUGGGGACUAUUAAAAAACGUCUCGAGUCUAACUACUACUAUUCAGCACAGGAAUGUAUCCAGGACUUCAAUACAAUGUUCACAAACUGCUAUGUGUAUAAUAAACCUGGCGAAGAUGUGGUUAUUAUGGCACAGACUUUGGAAAAGCUGUUUCUCAAUAGGAUAGCUCAGAUGGAUAAAGAGGAGAAGGAGAUCGAGCUGCCAUCGAAAGCCGGUAAGGGCGGUGGUGCCAAGAAGCGCGCGAGCGGGGCGCCGACGAUUCCGAGCGGCGCGGCGCCGGCCACCGGCACGCCCGCGCGGCCGCCCGUUAAGGCGGCGGCCGGCAUGCUGCCCGCCAUGUUCCCCGCCGCACCCGCCGCGCCCGCCGCACCCGCCGCGCCCGCCGCGCCGCCGCGCACCACCACCCCGCCCGCCACGCACACCGGCCUCCCGCAGCAGGUGACAACACAACCAUCUAGUUUCCAUGUGACACAGCCUACUACGCCCGUUACCACCAUUCCGACGGUCGCCUUAUCGCAAACUCAACCCGCUAAGGUGAAAAAGGGCGUUAAAAGAAAAGCUGAUACGACCACACCAAUGGGAAGCUCCUUUGAAGGCGGCUAUACGACACCUACAAUCGACCAACAAAGUGGUCCUAAACCAGCAAAGAUUUCGACGAGGCGAGAGAGUGGUCGGCAGAAAAAGACCAGUAGAACGGGAGAUGAUAGCUUUAAAGGUGGAUUGUCACCUGGUGUGGGCGGAGCAGGCGCGUCACAUCAUUCUGUUAUGACCCCUCAGUUAGCAAAGAACAAAGAGAAGCUGUCGGAUGCAUUGAAGAGCUGUAAUGAAAUAUUGAAGGAAUUAUUCUCUAAAAAACAUUCGGGAUAUGCUUGGCCAUUUUAUAAGCCGGUAGAUGCGGAAUUACUUGGACUUCAUGACUAUUUCGAUAUUAUAAAAAAACCAAUGGAUCUCGGAACGGUAAAGCAAAAAAUGGAUAACAGAGCAUACAAAACGGCAGCAGAGUUUGCUGCUGACGUACGCUUAAUAUUCACAAAUUGCUACAAAUAUAACCCACCAGACCAUGACGUAGUAGCUAUGGCAAGGAAACUACAGGAUGUGUUUGAAAUGAGGUAUGCCAAAAUUCCGGACGAACCGGUGCAUGUCGGUGUGCCGCAUAUAGAUAAAGGCAGCUCGGCGUCGAGUUCGGAAUCUGGCUCUGAAUCUGAUUCGGAAUCGGAUGAUUCGGAAGAAGAAAGGAAUAAUAAAGUUAAACUUCUUGAGAAGGAACUCCUAGCAUUACAAGAAAAGAUGAGAAAACUCGUCGAAGAAUCUAAUACAAAGAAGAAAGCGAAAAAGAAAAUGAAAGAGAAAACAAAGAAGCAAGUCACUAACAGCACAAUACCCAAGCCUAAUGCUGUGGCUGCUUAUGGAGGAAAGACGAAUAAUAUCGCCGAUAACUUGGCAACCCCUCCCGCCCGCGGCAAAGCAGGCCGGUCGCGGACUACGCCGACGGUGGGCGCGGGCGCGGGUGCGGGUGCGGGGGGCGCGGCGGGCGCCGGGCGCGCGGCGGGCCCGGGCCGCGCGGGCCCCGGCAAGAAGAAGGGCGCCGCGCCCGCUCCCGCCCCCGCACCCCACAUCCCGCCGCACCACGACUCCGAGGACGAGGAUGUCGCUAAACCCAUGUCUUAUGAUGAAAAGCGACAACUCUCGCUCGAUAUUAAUAAACUGCCUGGAGACAAACUCGGCAAGGUAGUCCAUAUAAUCCAGAGUAGGGAACCGUCACUACGUGAUUCCAAUCCAGACGAAAUUGAGAUUGACUUUGAAACAUUAAAACCAUCGACAUUAAGAGAAUUAGAAAAUUAUGUUGCAUCGUGCCUACGAAAAAAGACACACCGUAAAAUGUCAGGUAAAUCUAAGGAUGAACAAAUGGCGGAGAAAAAACAAGAGUUAGAAAAACGACUACAGGAUGUCUCUGGGCAAUUAGGAACGAACAAAAAGCAACAACAGAAAAAAGAUGGAAAAGAUGGUCUUGGUGGAGGCAUGUCGUCGUCAUCGAGUUCCUCAGACUCAUCCAACUCCUCAUCCAGUACCGACACCAGCUCAUCCGACAGCAGUGACAGUGAAGCAGGCACAGGAUCGGGAAGGACACCUAAAAAGAAAACCAAGAAACAGCCAGCGCACCCACCACAAAUAAAACCUAUACCGACCGCAGCAACCGCGCCAGUUGCCGCGGCGGCGGCCGGCGAGGGGGCGCCGAGUGCGGGCGAUGCGAAGCCCGAGGCGGCGCCGACGCCCGCGCCCGCGCCUAAGCCCGAGGCGCCCGCGCUCGCCGCGCCGCCGCCCGCCGCCGCCGAGGACGUGCCGGACUCCUCCCUGGCUCCCGUCGCGCGCGAGAAUGACGAACAGAAGACGGUCCCCGAACUGGAACCCCGAAACGGACUGGACAAAGUUGAUACUUCUCAAUAUAUAGAUCCUAUAGAACGUUCUCUCGCCAGCUUAGAGAGAAGCCUGAACGCCGACGUCCCGAUGGAUGUGAGCGUUGGAGUGUCAGAAUCUUCAAUGCGCCUAGAGGAAGAUUUUUCUUUACCGAAGACUCAAAUGAUACCAGACGCUGCACAUCAAAAUCUUAUGGCACAGCUGGGCGGUUUGACAGAUAUUUCUCACGUUUCCCAUGAUUCGAUAAAGAACGAUAUGUACGUUCCUCCUCCUCACAAUGGAUUUGUAGAAAAACAUAUGCAUCACGAACGAGAAAUGCUGCGAUCUGAUGUCAAUACCACAAUGCCCGGUUUGACACCUGUCGUACCCGUUUCGUCAAUUUUUGACCCUGUGCCCUCUGCUCCUCAAAGCGUUAUUUCUCAAUCGCUUCACACGGUACCCUGCACACCAACACUAAUGACGCCUGCAGUAAAGAAAGAAGACAUUAAACCAUUAUUAACCCCUAAACCUAUUGAAGAUCUCAUGGGGGUGCCGAAUAUUGGUCAGAAUAACAUAUCUGAUAGAGUUAAAUAUGACAUGGAGAAGAAAAUGGAAGAUGCCAAAAAUUCCAAUUUCGCCCAAGCUUUCAAAUUGAAACAAGAACAAAAUUUGAAAAAUGCUAGUUCCUGGUCAUCAUUAGCACAAGCCGGAAGUCCACAGAGUAUACCUAACAUGAAUACAAAUAACCAAAUGAAACAGAAGCCUGUUAUGGAUAGCUUCCAAGCAUUCAAGAAACAAGCUAGAGAGAAAAUUGAUCGUCAGAGAGCACUGAUUGAGCAGCAAGAAUUAAGAAAGAAAGAGCAAGCGGAACGAGAGAGACAGCGGCAAGAGACGGAAAGGCGACAUCCUGAGGACGAUAAAAUGAGGAUGGUAGUGGGGGCGGGGGCGCGCAAGGCGGAGAGCGCGGAGGUGGCGUCGCCGAGCGUGUCGCCGGUGGCGCGCGCGUCGCCGCCCGCCGCCGCGGCCGCCGCCGCCGCCGCCGCGCCCGACAAGCCCGCCGCCAGCGAGCGCGAGCGUCUGCGCCAGCGGGAGCAGGAGCGCCGCCGCCGGGAAGCGAUGGCCGGACAGAUAGAUAUGAACCUGCAGAGUGAUUUGAUGGCCGCGUUUGAAGAGUCGUUGUAAUGUGUUACAAACUAUAUAAUUAAAUAAAUGUACAUAGAGUAUGUAAUUAUAAAUAUAGCAAUGCAAUCUGUAUGGUGAUAAUGUGACACCAAAGUGAUUUGUGAUCGUUUUGUGUGUGAAACGUUGACUAACAUGUGGUUAAGUGCUGUGAAUAGAUUACUUAUUAUAAAUUAACUGUUGUACCACCAUUUUGACUUUGUGGUCGUGUUAUGGGCCUUUAAAGGGGGUUGCAUUUUAAAUAUCGUGUACUAUAGUAAGUUGCUAUGUAAGUUCUUAAAGUAAACAACUAUCUUUACAUUUGUAAGUCUAUAUUUAUAUUUCUAGAAGCGUCUUCUACCUUCCAUGUUUUAUAGAAUAUACUAAUGACUAUAGUAUAGUAGUGAUUGAAAAUGAAAAAAAGAAAUCAAAAAGCUUUAUUUUAUGCAAUUGAUUAAUAGACAAUCGACUAAACCAUGAAAUUGUUGUCAACUGCGUAUUUUCUCACCGCAUGUGUAGAAUAUGAUUGCAAAUAACAUUUGUCGCCGAUUGUAUAUAAAUAAGUUAUGCUAUGAUAUCAAAUGUUGCCAAGUUCUACAUGCAAUGAGAAAUCACGUGGCCUAUUAUGUAUUUAUUAGUAAAUGGAAAUUCUGUUACGUAUUCGAUUUUCGAUAAAUAUUGCUUAAUGUUAGUAGAUUUUUUAUCAGUCUGUCGUUUGAAAACAGAUCAAAUGUCAUACAUUUGAUUUGAAAUAUAUUUAUUUUACAUUGGAAUAUGUCUUUUAUGUUUGUAGAUAGAGUAACUCCAGUGGAAAUAUGUAGUACAGGUGAUCCGAUUCUGCAGACCUGUUUAAAUAUGAGGAACUAUAUAGUAUUUAGUAACAGCCCAAAAGGAUAUUGUAUGUUUUAAGCAAAUUUAAUUUCAGUCACUUACUCCUCAAAAUCAAAUGUAGAUAUAAAGUAAAAUAUAUUGACAUUCCAUAUUGUAA
Messenger RNA from Plodia interpunctella (Indianmeal moth), 5489 nucleotides. RefSeq names its product bromodomain-containing protein 3-like. The transcript is spliced from 21 exons. Gene Ontology annotation, cellular component: nucleus; chromatin. Gene Ontology annotation, biological process: regulation of DNA-templated transcription; chromatin remodeling. NCBI's taxonomy places the organism in Eukaryota, Metazoa, Arthropoda, Insecta, Lepidoptera, Pyralidae. The coding region runs from base 707 to 4525 and encodes 1272 amino acids. The record is from RefSeq and is a predicted model, not a curated record.